AUCUCGCCAUCACUCCAGCCCAGCAGGUGGCAGUAAUACACUUUACCAAAAGAAGAAGAAGUUCGUAGCACAACAACAACAACACUGCUAGCAUCGUUAGCUCGAAGGAAAGCGAGGUUCCUUUUUUCUGCUUAUUUGGUCCACAUUAACAGGUACGCUGGAAUUUUCUGAUACCCACUCGAACAUGUCCUAUGUCUUCAUCAAUGACUCGUCGCAGACCAGCGUGCCUCUGCUGCAGUCCUGCAUUGAUGGCGACCUGCCCUUCGCCAAGAGGCUCCUAGAGACCGGAUGCGACCCCAACAUCCGUGACAACCGUGGCCGCACUGGCCUCCACCUAGCCGCCGCCCGAGGGAACGUGGAAAUCUGCCGCCUCCUGCACAAGUUCGGGGCCGAUCUGUUGGCGACGGAUUAUCAGGGAAAUACGGCGCUGCACCUGUGCGGCCACGUGGAUACAAUACAGUUCCUGGUGUCCAACGGACUAAAGAUCGACAUCUGUAACCACAAUGGAUCGACUCCUCUGGUGCUGGCGAAGCGACGCGGUGUCAACAAGGAUGCCAUUCGCCUGCUGGAGGGACUGGAGGAGCAGGAGGUGAAAGGCUUCAACAGAGGAGCCCACUCCAAACUGGAGACUAUGCAGAUGGCUGACAGUGAGAGUGCGAUGGAGAGCCAUUCCUUACUAAACCCCAACCUGCAGAGCACUGAGGGCGUGCUGUCCAGCUUCAGGACCACCUGGCAGGAGUUUGUGGAGGACCUGGGCUUCUGGAGGGUCCUGCUGCUGCUGGUGGUCAUCGCCCUGCUCUCCCUGGGCAUCGCCUACUAUGUCAGCGGGGUCCUGCCUUUCUCCACCAGCCAGCUGGAGCUGGUGCACUGAGCGAGGGUGGAGAGGAGGCAGUAAAAUAAGUGAAGGUCUGCGUUCAGCUUUGUUUGUAUAAAACAAAAACCCAGAUUUAUUUGUUGCCCACAUCUGAUCCUGUUUAUUAGUGUCUGAACAACAUCGUAUGAUAUUGUUAGUAAUAAGAAGUGAUCUAAAAAAAAACAAGAAAACCUCAAGUUUAAAAAGUACUUUAAAUACAUUGAAGUGAUUAACAUAAGAGGACCAGGACUCAGAGACUCCCACCAACAGCUUUCUGUGGCUUGGUCUCCGUACGACCUAACACCUUUAAAACUUUCUAACAACGCUAACUCACACUUUAAUUUCAUCCCUGUUUGCUCUGUUACAAGCUGUAUAUAGCUCAUGUUUUGUAUCUUUGAUUUUCGUUGUUUUCUCCUCACUUGUUAUUUAUUCAAACGUCUUCUGUAUGAAUUUUCCCUCGCUGCCUUCAUUUUACACAAAUACCUGCAGCGGUCGUUUAGAGAGCGUCUCGCUCUGACUGGAAACGGUUUUGUCGGGAUAACCGAGAGCCGACCGGCAGAAAAACACCUGGACUGUGAGUUUGAGGGGAAACUUCUUGUUUCGCAGCAGCAGCAGGUAUAAACUGUGAGAUUAUGGCAGCAGAUUAAUGCUUCUUACUUUGUUGUACUUUGUUCAUUUUAUCUUUAUGUGCUUUUGUUAAAGGUUUUCAGUUUAUUCCAGCAAACGUUUGAAGUAAUUUAAUGUGCAAAAUGAAUAAAAUUAUGUAUGAAUGACUGUAAUCUUAA
This is a messenger RNA of Archocentrus centrarchus (flier cichlid), 1638 nucleotides long. RefSeq names its product ankyrin repeat domain 46b (gene ankrd46b). The transcript is spliced from 4 exons. NCBI's taxonomy places the organism in Eukaryota, Metazoa, Chordata, Actinopteri, Cichliformes, Cichlidae. Gene Ontology annotation, molecular function: protein binding. The record is from RefSeq and is a predicted model, not a curated record. Bases 185 to 871 code for a protein of 228 amino acids.